This is a messenger RNA of Rhinolophus ferrumequinum (greater horseshoe bat), 2709 nucleotides long. RefSeq names its product MDM4 regulator of p53 (gene MDM4). Gene Ontology annotation, molecular function: ubiquitin protein ligase activity. The coding region runs from base 163 to 1638 and encodes 491 amino acids. Gene Ontology annotation, cellular component: nucleus. The record is from RefSeq and is a predicted model, not a curated record. NCBI's taxonomy places the organism in Eukaryota, Metazoa, Chordata, Mammalia, Chiroptera, Rhinolophidae. The transcript is spliced from 11 exons. Gene Ontology annotation, biological process: regulation of cell cycle; protein ubiquitination; negative regulation of apoptotic process.
GAUAGAUUUGGGAGGCCGGAAGUUGCUCCCUCAUUGCUCGCGGUUUCAAAUUGCUGCUGAGGACUAAGGACCUGUAACUGACGUCCUCUUUCACCCGCGUUAAGUGUGGGAGCCACUUGUGGAGGGGCAAUUCAUCAACAGACUAAUUUCUUCACUGCCAAAAUGGCGUCAUUUUCUACCUCUGCCCAGUGUUCAACAUCUGACAGUGCUUGCAGGAUCUCUCCAAGACAAAUCAAGCAGGUACGACCAAAAGUGCCACUUUUGAAGAUUUUGCAGGCAGCAGGGGCACAAGGUGAAAUCUUCACUGUUACAGAGGUCAUGCACUAUCUAGGCCAGUACAUAACAAUGAAGCAGCUUUAUGAUCCGCGGGAGCAGCAUAUGGUAUAUUGUGGGGGAGAUCUUUUGGGAGAACUACUAGGAUGUCAGAGCUUCUCUGUGAAAGAUCCAAGCCCUCUCUAUGCUAUGCUAAGAAGGAAUCUUGUUGCUUUAACCAUUGCUACUACAGAUGCUGCUCAGACUCUCGCUAUCGCACAGGAUCAAAAUAUGGAUAUUCCAAGUCAAGACCAACUGAAGGAAAGUGCAGAGGAAUCCUCUAAUUCCAGGAAAAGUACUGAAGAGGGCAAUACUCCCAUACUGUCUACCUCCCGGGAUAAAUGCACAAAUUCUAAAGAAGAUGAAGACUUGAUAGAAAAUUUAACCCAAGAUGAGACAUCUAGGCUGGACCUCGGGCUUGAGGAGUGGGAUGUAGCCGGCCUGCCUUGGUGGUUUUUAGGAAACUUGGGAAACAAUUACACACCUAGAAGUAAUGGCUCAACUGAUUUACAGACAAAUCGGGAUAUGGGUACUGCCAUUGUUUCAGAUACGACAGAUGACGUGUGGUUUUUGAAUGAGCCAAUAUCAGAGCAGUUUGGUGUUGGAAUAAAAGUUGAAGCUACUGAUACUGAACAAACAAGUGAAGAAGUAGGGAAAGUGAGAGACAAAAUGGUGAUUGAAGCAGGAAAAAAUGAUGACCUUGAGGACUCUAAAUCCGUAUGUGAUGACACUGAUGUAGAGGUUGCCUCUGAGGAUGAGUGGCAGUGUACUGAGUGCAAGAAAUUUAACUCUCCAAGCAAGAGGUACUGUUUUCGAUGCUGGGCCUUGAGGAAGGAUUGGUAUUCAGAUUGUUCUAAGUUAACCCAUUCUCUUUCCACAUCUGACAUCACUGCUAUACCCGAAGAGAAGGAAAGUGAAGGAAUUGAUGUUCCUGAUUGCCGAAGAACCGUAUCAGCUCCAGUUGUUAGACCUAAAGAUGUGUAUAGAAAGGAAGAAAACCCAAAACUCUUUGAUCCCUGUAAUUCGGUGGAAUUCUUGGAUUUGGCUCACAGUUCUGAAAGCCAAGAGACCAUCUCAAGCAUGGGAGAACAAUCACCUAAUCUUUUAAAACAGAGAACAGUUAUAGAAAACAUGGAGGAUUGCCGGAAUCUCUUGAAGCCAUGCAGUCUAUGUGAGAAAAGACCACGAGAUGGAAACAUUAUUCAUGGGAGGACAAGCCAUCUUGUCACUUGUUUUCACUGUGCCAGAAGAUUAAAGAAGGCUGGGGCUUCAUGCCCUAUUUGCAAGAAAGAGAUUCAGCUGGUUAUUAGAGUUUUUAUAGCAUAGCUGAAUCAGUGAAUGACAGAAAUAUUAACAGGACCAGGUCACAUAUCAAAACUUAAAUAUUGAGCAUCUCCACUCAGUGUGACUGACCCAUUGUAUCUGUUCAUUUAUUCAUAUAAACAUCUGUGUUACAGGACAUUUUGCUUCUAAACUUACAUGGAAAUUGAGAAUGAGUUCUUUAGAACUAGGUUAUUAAUUUGGGAAUUCCAUUAACUUAUGUUAAUGACUUCAUUCUGUCUUCAAAGAUGAGGAUCUGGGAGGGAGCAACUACCAGACAAACAAAAAAUAGGAUCAUUUACUUAACCAAAUUACUUGAAGAUUAAUCCUUUCUUUAGUUAAUUUUAUUCUCUAAUUUUCUGUUAGGGAAAGUUCUUUUUUAUUUUUAUUUAUUUUUUUAAGAUUUUUAUUAAAAUAUAUCUAGCAUAUACUAUUAGUUUCAGGUGUACACCAUAGUUAUUCAACGUUUAUAGAUCUAAAGACGCGAUCACCACAAGAAGUCCAGCAACCAUCUAACACCGUAUCACGCUAUCACAAUAUUAUCGACUAUAUUCCCUAUGUUAUACAUUACAUCAGGUGUAUAGCAUAGUGGUUAUGUAUUUAUAUAAUUUAAGAAGUGAUUCCCCCUAAUUAGUCUAGUCUUUUUUUUUAAUUUUAAUUUUUAAAUUUUUUUUAUACUGGGGAACAGUGUGUUUCUCCAGGUCCCAUCAGCUCCAAGUCGUGUCCCUCAAUCCAGUCUUGGAGGGCACAACCCACUGGCCCAUGUGGGAAUCGAACCGGCAACCCUGUGGUUCAGAGCUCGUGCUCCAACCAACUGAGCCAUCCAGCUGCCCCCAGUCUUUUUUAUUUUUAAUUCAAUUAUAGUUGACAGUCAAUAUUAGUUUCAGGUGUACAGCAUAAUGGUUAGACAUUUAUAUAACUGAAGUGAUUCCCUUGUCAAGUCUAGUUAUUGAUCCUGACACCAUAUAUACAGAGGGUGCCAAAAAAAUGUAUACACAUUUUAAGAAAGCAAAACUGUUAAAAUUGUAAUACUCAAUAAAUACCAAUAACAAAAAAUGAAUACAAGUCACAUUUGAC